CCUCAAGCUUUUCUGCAUAUCUAUAAUCCUCCAAGGUUGCCCUCACAUUGAAGUAUUGGAAAACGAGGGCCGAAUAUUUUUACACACUUUUCCGCAGGUGGACUUUGGUUCAACUCAGACGACGAUGAAUUACUCCCGGGCCACAGCCCUAAUCCGUUGUGCAGACCGGAUCACCUCAACCCAUAUCCAUGGAUAGGAUCAGGACUACAGUCAACAGUGCCGGGCAUACCUACUUGCCCUACACCGGAGUUUAAAUGACGAUUUUGUACCAUGGAUGAAGGUUAUCUCCUCUCGGAACCAAGGCUACCCUCGCACCAGUUCACUACAAUAAUAAAUACGACUAACCAGCAGCUGUUCAGCUUGUGUUCAGACCUUAGUCAAGAUUAGUCAUCCACCCAUGACCAGGUAAAAGAUUUGUACGCAUCGAUAUACGGAGUAGUCCGCACUUAUCGUCAGGAGACUAAUAGACUUGUUAAGCCCAUUCCCACCAUGGAUUAUCUUGAUAGAUCUAUUACUCGUGGUCUUGAAUUGACAUACUAUUUGUUUACAACUACUCUUUCCAAGUCCGUCACUUGCAUGUUCUACGUAAGAGUUGCUGCUUGGGAGAGGAGGUGUAAUUUCCGAUAUAUCUCGAGACUGGGAAUGGGCUGAGUGUCAGAACACAUGGUUAUAUUCAGGCGAACACAGCAUAUGGAGCAGCGUGACGAUUUCACUAUGUAAAUCCACUGUCGCUCUGAAUCUAGAUAUUCAAAAUAGAAAAUUGAUAUACUAGCUGGGGCC
Aspergillus novofumigatus IBT 16806 is the source of this 780-nucleotide messenger RNA. RefSeq lists its product as uncharacterized. Lineage: Eukaryota; Fungi; Ascomycota; Eurotiomycetes; Eurotiales; Aspergillaceae. The transcript has a single exon. The coding region runs from base 490 to 651 and encodes 53 amino acids. The record is from RefSeq and is a predicted model, not a curated record.